AUUUACGUAGUUACUUGUGGAAUGUUUAUGCGAGAGACGUUAAUCACGGCUUUAUAAAUGUUUGUUACAACAGACAAGUUGAUGUUAAAAACAAUCGCGCGACCAUAUUUGAAUUGCGUUAAGUUUGUGAAAUAAACUGCAAAUAAAAAAACGUUUAUAUACACAGAAAGUUCUGGGUGCUUCGCAAUGAAGUCCAUACGUUUUUUCCUAAACUGUGGGGCAGCUUAAAAUUUUUAUUGGUGAACUUCAAUGAAUUUUCUCAAAUAUUUUGAUUCCUCUGUUGGGACUGAAUUUUAAUAUUUCAUGCACAACGGACCAUUAUUUAUGGGACUUUAGAGUAUGUCAAAUUAUCCACCUGUUUUUAUUGGUUUAAAUUCAUACGGGGGAUCAGAAGCCUAUGAGAACGUCUAUUCUCUGAUCCAGUUUCUUUAUGAAACCCAUCAGGAAUUCGAUCUUGAGGGUUCUUCAACAGAAACUUACAUAUUACCCAAGGACGAAUUGACGCUAAUUCAACUUGUCUUACGUGAUUUUGACAAAGAUAAAUACCCUAUAAAACAAGAAGACAUAUCGCGUUUUUGGUAUAGAAUGUGUCGCCAUCGUCUUUAUCGGCAUCGAAUUCUUGUAGACGACAAUGAAUACGUGUUUUGUACUAAGGUUGACGAAUACCUGAAGGCUAAUAAUUUAGUUGACCGGAUUUUAAUUGCUCGUCGCUUGUUGAAGGAAUUCUUUGAAAAUUCUGCACUGAAAACCAAGUUAUUCUACUAUCGUUAUAUUGUUCAGUCGAACAAAUUAGAUUGGUUUGAGCAUCUAAUGGUUGAAAUUAUGGCAGAUUUUAAUGUACCACACCUAUGCUUUCCAUGUCUUUCAACUACUGAAAGCAAAUUCUAUUGUCUUCGGCAAUGUGAGAUUGAUUUCAACACCCGAUACAAGGAAUGUGUCUUACUUGAAACCCUUCUCAGUUAUCUUGGACUUGCAGUUAACAUUAAGGAUUCCUUACGUUUUUUAAGAAUAUUUAACCUACCUUACCGAGCAUUGAAUGAACAAACUUUUACAUCGCUUCGAAAAUUGGCUCGACAAGAUAAUCUAUCAGUUACUCAAGUAGCCAUCUCAUUUGUUAGUCGCAUGAGGUUAGGGGACUCCAGCUACGCUCCCGAAUGUGAUCAUCCGCUUCGUCGGUGGUCUUCAGGUUUGAUUCAUCUGGUGGAUUCUAUCAAUAGGUGUCAUGAUGUAUUGUCUGGGGCUUCUGAUGAUAGUUUGUUGGCAUCGGGCACUGCUAAUUCACUAAUGACCAUUGAUGACGCUGUGAAAUCUGUAUGUCAAUGUAUUCGUGUUUCAUGUAGUAUUUUGCGGAAACCUGGUGUAGUCGAUGAAAGUAUGCAUGGAGAAAUGAAGACAACUAUCAACUUUUCAGAAAUCCCUACUGUCUGCGAUAGUCUUGUUAAACGUAUUUAUCAAUUGUCUUCCACAAAUAUUAUUUCAAACAUGUGUCGUGAUACACCGGAUAGACCCUUACAUGCAGGAGGAAGUUUACGAGGUAGAGGAGCCUUUAAACUCAUACGUAUAUUACUUGUAACUGAAUCUGAAAGACUGAAAAUCGCUUCGACUAAAUAUCCCAAUUCAUUGUCAACGACAAAUAGUUCGUAUUCAUUUAACGAUUAUUCGAAUACACCCCCGAAUCACUUGAAAAAGUCUAAUACACCAACUACCGAUGGUCGUACAUGUAAACUGCUUCCAAUGUUUAUGUCUCCAUCUACACCAAUCGUAAACAAAUCAUCACCAUUUACCAGUGAUCAUAUUUCUCCACAAAUUAAAAUGAAUGAUGAGAAUAAAUUUCCUCCAAUGCCUAAACGAACUUUCAUGUCUCAUUAUCAAUCUAACCUAGAUUGGGUUAGCGGUCAUUGUUCUCCAUUAGUUAGUUAUGCUGACUCCAUUAAUGAAACCAGUUCAUUACCAUGUUGGCAAGUUGUCAAUGAAGAUUCACAAUCCAAUAUAUCAUUCAUUAAUAGCGGCUAUUCCGAACAUGGAACUCCAACUAAAUUGUCUAGUCUGAAAAAAAAACGGUCAAGGACUUUAUUCACAGAAGAAAAUGUUAAAAUUAGUGGUGUUGGGGAUGUACGCACCGACUUACUUAUUAAAAGAAGCAGUAAACGAGAUUCACAAGAAGUGAAUAGGUAUGAAAGAAGAUCACAACAAAAUAUUAAACAUUCUAACCAAAGAAAGAGUCAAUUGAAAAAGACUUCAUCUGCUAACAACAAUAGACAACGACAACGUUCUUUACUGGAAUUUUUAAAAUAUAGUGAUUAAAUUAAAUGUAUAUAUGAAAUAUUUGUAUUUUUUUAAACGAUGAAUAGUAAUUGUCAGAACUGACUACCCUAACAGUUUGACAGAUUUCUGUUUGAUAGUUUUUUAAUACUUACCUCAUGAUAUUUGUAACUUGUACACUUUGUAUUAUCUUCACUUUAAUCUUUUGUAGCAACAUUUAUGCGUGUAUUUUACUGAACUUAUUUUAUUGUUUCGAAAUGUUUUUGCAUAAAUCUGAAUGUCUUAUUCUUCGUUCUUUUUUUGUAAAAGAAAAUUGAAAAAUUUACUGGUUUGAUGAUUUUGAAAUGAAUAGAUAGUAAGGUGCUUUAUGAUAUGAGAAUUUAAACUGAACUAAAUGAAAUUAUGUGUUGGAUACUAAUUAGAAUAGGUUACAUAAAAUGAUUUUGUUAUUCAGUAAACAUGUUAAAGUAGGUAAUGUAACAAAGUAGACAGUUUUAUACAAAAUAUUAUCCUUAUUGGUUUUAGAUUCAUAUCAUUUAGUCUAACCUGCAUUUCCAAAUUUACAAUCCCCUUUUGGGGUUAAAUAGCAAUCAGUGAUUAUUCUGCAUAGUAACUACUCAUAUUUUUAUGCUGUAUAAUAAUUUUCUCAAAAAUUCAGUUUUGUUUGUUUUUAUAAAUUACUGAGAACCAGCUGUUAGUAAUUGUUGACUGGAUAUACUUAAUAAUUCUUGUUUUAAUGAUCCAAUACAAAUCGUGCUUUUGCUAAUUUGUGCUAUAUGACGGGUCUAUGUUAUAUUUGUUCCAACGUUUUCGUUGUAUCGUAUUUACUUAUGAUUGAUCACAUAAAAUAGAUCAUUCGUAGAAAGAAACGUUUAUAUGCAAUAUCAUUAAGAAUAUGAAACGUUUUUUGUAAGUUUUAGUACGUAUUUUGUUCGAACUGAUAGAGGUUGAUUUACGGCGUAUAUAAGAAAGUGA
Schistosoma bovis is the source of this 3237-nucleotide messenger RNA. The record is from the annotation of a GenBank genome assembly. NCBI's taxonomy places the organism in Eukaryota, Metazoa, Platyhelminthes, Trematoda, Strigeidida, Schistosomatidae.